AUGGCUGGUGAGAAGGACACCACCAUCGAGGUGUCAUGGUGCCGGCGUUUGCUGGAGAAUGCCGAGCAGGAUUACAUGAGCAUGAUCAACAGCUUGCUGAUCGAGAACAAGCAGCUCGAGGAGCUCUUGGCCCUCAUGGCUCAACAUCUCGACAACUUGGCCUCGAACUUUGUGGGCAGGGACCUGGACGGCCCUGAGGCCGCGGCGGCGGCGCGCCAAGCGGCCUCGGAGCAGUUGGGCCCGCGCCUCGAGGAGCUUUUUGAGCAACGAAGCGAGCUGAACACGCUGCGGCAAGAGCGGGCCCUGUUGCAAAAGCAGCUGUGCGAGGAGAAGAUGGAGACCCAGGAUCUCCAAAGAAAGCUGGAGACGGCCCUGGAGGAGGCCUCCGCCUCCGUGCUGUCGGAGCGCCGGUCCGAGGACGAAGACGAGGCGUCCCUGAGUAGCCGGCUGCAUGCAGCUGAAGCCUCCCGUGCCCAGGAGGCCCGCAGCCGCGAGUUGACGGAGGUGCGCUGCGCGCUCAUCGAGCGCCGGUGCUGCGACGCGGUGGCGCGCCUGGAAGCAGAGCUCCGGGAGGUACGCGCGCAGGCGGCGAGUACACCCUGUUUCAAGAGCGAGAACGGCUCCGUCCGCGAUGGCCUGGAGUCCGUCAACCACACGCCGCUCAGAGAGCAGGUGCAAGCCCUCACGGAGCAGAUGGACUUCGAGCGGGAGCUCCACGACCGGCGCCGCGCGCUGCUGGAACGCUACAGCUCCACAGAGAAGUCGAUGGCCCCGGCUGUCGGGAUAAAAGCCGUGGCUGAGGGCCCUCGAGAGAUCUCGGCCCUGAGGGUGGCGGCCGAGUCUCCUCGGAGCGUGGCUUCAGAAGACGAGGACUACAACUGGGAGGGCUACCUCGAGCGCCCCGCUGAGGGCGGCGAAUUCGAGAAGGUGUUUGUCGAGAUUCGCUCGGGAAAGCUCCGAGUGCUGCGCAGCCGCACGUCGCAAAGCCUGCUCAACGAGUACUCGCUGAGCGCCAUGACCGAACCGGCGGCGCUCCUGAAGACGUGCCCCAGGUCCUUCCAGGUCAGCCUGGCGGAACCCUCGCGCUUCCGCUGCGUGUCGGAGCGCCGGGCCAUGCAGUGGGUGGAGGCCGUCAAUGGCGCCUGGCGGCACGCUGCCAGCCGCGGGAGGACCUACACCCAGACGCAAGAAGCAGCAUAA
This is a messenger RNA of Symbiodinium natans, 1200 nucleotides long. The record is from the annotation of a GenBank genome assembly. Lineage: Eukaryota; Dinophyceae; Suessiales; Symbiodiniaceae.